This is a messenger RNA of Nannospalax galili (Upper Galilee mountains blind mole rat), 3909 nucleotides long. Its product is annotated as zinc finger protein 345-like. Gene Ontology annotation, biological process: regulation of DNA-templated transcription. The record is from RefSeq and is a predicted model, not a curated record. NCBI's taxonomy places the organism in Eukaryota, Metazoa, Chordata, Mammalia, Rodentia, Spalacidae. The transcript is spliced from 4 exons. The coding region runs from base 64 to 2439 and encodes 791 amino acids.
ACGCAGGGAGUGCUGCGAUGGGAGCGGAGCGGAGGAGAGCGCGGGCAAAGCCGCAAGACCGGCAUGGAUUCUGUGACAUUUGAGGAUGUUGCCGUGAUGUUCACCCAGGAAGAAUGGGCUUUGCUGAAUCAUUCUCAGAAGAUUCUCUACAGAGAUGUAAUGCUGGAAACCUGCAGGAACUUCAUUUUUAUAGGAAACAGUUAUGAAGAUGAGAAUAAUGAAGACCAUUGUAAAAGUUGUGGAAAAAAUUUAAGAAUUUCCUUGUUCAAGACAUUCUGUGAGCAUAAAGAUCUUCAGGAUGGAGAAAAUUUCAUGUGGAUAGCAAAUGAUGAUAUGAACAUGAAAAUUUCCGCUGACCUAACACCAUGUCAUAGCAAUGUGUGUGGAAAGGUGUCCAUGUGUCAUUCGUCCUUUAAUAACCAUCCCACCUCUCACUCUCAAUACAAAUCAUGUGAGCAUUGGUUGUAUGGAAACAAGCUGCAGGACUCUAACUCUUUUAGAAGCUGUCAAACACAUAUGAGAACUCACACUGUGAAUGGACCUUUUGAAUACAAGAUAGGCUUAAAGUAUUUUGGUUUCCAACAUUUCUUGGUAAUAGAUCAGGAAACACACAGUGCCAAAACACACUAUCGAUACAAAGAAUACAGAAAGGCCUCUGCUCAUGGCAGUCCACUUCUCACUUCUGGAGGAACUCAAACUGAAAGAAAGCAUUAUCAGUGUAAUAUAUGUGGGAAACAGCUGAGUUCUUCCACUUCUCUUCAAGGACAUGAAAGGAUUCAUAGUGUUGAAAAACCACAUGAAUAUAAACAAUGUAGUAAAGCUUUUAGGUAUAACAGUCAUCUUCAAAGGCAUGAAAAAACACAUACUGGAGAGAAACCCUAUGCAUGCAAAGAAUGUGGUAAAUCCUUUACACUAUACAGUUAUCCUCGAGUACAUGAAAAGAUUCAUACAGGAGAGAAAUCAUAUGAAUGUAAACAAUGUGGUAAAGCCUUUAGACAUAACAGUGAUCUUCAACGUCAAGAAAAAAUGCAUACUGGAGAGAAAACUUAUGUAUGUAAACAAUGCAAUAAAACCUUUAGAUCGUACAGUAAACUUCAAGUACAUGAAAAAAUCCAUACUGGAGAAAAACCAUAUGAAUGUAAACAGUGUGGUAAAGCCUUUAGAUGGAACAGUAAUCUUCAACGUCAUGAAAAAAUGCAUACUGGAGAAAAACCAUAUGAAUGUAAACAAUGUGAUAAAGCCUUUAGACAUAACAGUCAUCUUAAAAGUCAUGAAAAAACACAUAAUGAAGAAAAACCAUAUGAAUGUAAACAUUGUGGUAAAGCCUUUAGAUAUAACAGUGAUCUUCAAAGUCAUGAAAAAAUGCAUACUGGAGAGAAACCCUAUGCAUGUAAACAAUGCGAUAAAACAUUUACAUGGUACUGUAACCUUCGAGGACAUGAAAAAAUUCAUACUGGAGAAAAACCAUAUGAAUGUAAACAAUGUGGUAAAACCUUUAGACGUAACAGUCAUCUUAAAAGUCAUGAAAAAAUGCAUAAUGAAGAAAAACCAUAUGAAUGUAAACAAUGUGGUAAAGCCUUUAGACAUAACAAUCAUCUUAAAUGUCAUGAAAAAACGCAUAAUGCAAAACCAUAUGAAUGUAAACUAUGUGGUAAAGCCUUUAGACAUAACAGUCAUCUUAAAAGUCAUGAAAAAACGCAUAAUGAAGAAAAACCAUAUGAAUGUAAACAAUGUGGCAAAGCCUUUAGAUAUAACUGUUAUCUUCAACGUCAUGGAAAAAUGCAUACUGGAGAGAAACCCUAUGCAUGUAAACAAUGCGAUAAGACCUUUACACAAAACUGUCAUCUUAAAAGUCAUGAAAAAAUGCAUACUGGAGAAAAACCAUAUGAAUGUAAACAGUGUGGUAAAGCCUUUAGACAUAACAGUGAUCUUCAACGUCAUGAAAAAAUGCAUACUGGAGAGAAACCAUAUGAAUGUAAACAGUGUGGUAAAGCCUUUAGAUAUAAUGGUCAUCUUAAAAGCCAUGAAAACAUGCAUACUGGAGAAACACCACAUGAAUGUAAACAAUGUGGUAAAGCCUUUAGAUGUAAAAGUGAUCUUCAACGUCAUGAAACAAUGCAUACUGGAGAGAAACCAUAUGAAUGUAAACAGUGUGGUAAAGCCUUUAGAUAUAAUGGUCAUCUUAAAAGCCAUGAAAACAUGCAUACUGGAGAAACACCACAUGAAUGUAAACAAUGUGGUAAAACCUUUAGACGUAAUAGUCAUCUUAAAAAUCAUGAAAAAACGCAUACUGGAGAAAAACCCUAUGCAUGUAAACAUUGUGGUAAAAUGUUUAGAAAUAACAGUCAUCUUCAGAGACAUGAAAAAACUCAUUGUAGAGACAAACCCUAUGCAUGUAAAGAAUGUGAUAAAACCUUUAGAUGGUAUAAAAGCCUUUGAGUACAUGAAAAAUUCAUACUAGAGAAAAACCAUAUGAAUGUUAAUAGUGUGACAAGCUGUUAGACAUAACAGUCAUCUUCAGAGUCAUGAAACAAAUGCAUCCUGGAGGAAAACCAUAUGAAUGUAAACAAUGUGAAAGAGCCUUUACACUAUACAAUUUUCUUCGAGCAUAUGAAAAAAUUCAUACAGGACUGAAAUCAUUUGAAUGUAAACAGUGUGUUAAGUCCGUUAGGUGGCGAAAUUGUCUUAAGUUACAUGAAAAAUCUCUUAUAGGACAGAAAUCAUAUGAAUGUAAACAACGUGGUAAAGCUUUUAGAUGGCACAGAUAUAUUAAGUUACAUGAAAGAAGACAUAUUGCAGAAAACGUGUAUGAAUGUAAAUAAUGUGGUGAAGACUUCAGAAGUCAGUGAUGUUCAGAGACAUGACUAGUUCAUACUACACAACACCCUGUGAAUAGGAACAGUAUGGAAAAGCCUUUAGAAGUCAAUCAUCUUUCUGUGAAAGAAUUCAUAUUUUAGUAAGCCUAUGAAUGCAAACAGUGUGGUAAAGCCUUCAAUGUCACACUUAUCUUCCUUUAUGUGAAAAUUCACCUUGGACCAAAGUGAAAUGAAUGAAAGCAAUGCAAAUCCUACACUUGUACAUUUAUCUUAAAUUACAUGAGAAAUUCAUACUGGAGAAAGAUGCUGUCAAUACAAAGAAUGUGGAAACCUUUGCAUUUCAUAUUUCCUUUUGAUUACAACAGGAAAUUAAUUGUGGCAGAGCAUCCCGUGAAUGUGACCAAUGUCUAUUGUUGUUAAACUUCCUAAAUUACGUAGCAGAGCAGUUUCAGAACAGUGUUCUUUGAAUGUCAAAAAAUCAUGGGAGAAAAUCCCUUGAAAUGUAAAAUCCAAAUGCUGUUAAUGUUUUGUAUGAGUUCACUUCAGUUAGGGAAAAUUCACUCUCAAACCUCUAAGAAUAUAAACAACAGGGGAAAGGACUGAGCUGUCACAGUUCCCAUCAGCAGCAGUGUUGCAUGAGACUUUUCCUGGGGAGACCUGAGCAAAUGUCUACUCACCUGAGAUAGGAAAAUAAUAAAACAAAAAAGGAAUUCUGCCAAAGUCUGAUUAGGUGAACCAAGGAGUUUACUGGAGUUACUUCCAGGAGCAUGGACAAGCACAGAUAGCUGAAUUACGAAAAAGCCCAUCCAGUCUAAGUGAUGACUCAUGGAAGCUGCAAUCUGAAAUCUCUGCACGACUGGCAGGCAGCCUGUUUAGUUGGGUAAUUUCUUCUUUUCAGAGUUAUUUACCACUUCUAUAACGUUGUGGAGUGGCCUUGGGAAUCUUGUAAAUUUGAGCAUUCCAGAAUAUGUGUUUACUUCUUGAGUCUCAUGCCUCCCUGUGAGGGGCACUGCGUCAAUUUAGAGAGAAUUUCCCCAAUGACACGCCACCCCUUCCUCUGACUCUUACAUUUCUUUGUAAUGCUUUUAGAUCU